Molecule: messenger RNA, 951 nt
Organism: Melitaea cinxia (Glanville fritillary)
Lineage: Eukaryota; Metazoa; Arthropoda; Insecta; Lepidoptera; Nymphalidae
Exons: 1
Coding region: 1-951 (316 amino acids)
Source: RefSeq, a predicted model, not a curated record
AUGGAUGCUGAAAGUAGGAUUAAAUGGAACUGCCAACAAUGUCGCAGUAAACUACCAAAGACAGGUAAUUCGAACACUCCUGUACGUGCCACUGGUCAUCCUAUCGCUUCUAAGGAGGAUUGCAUCCUGAGCCCAGCUGAAGAGAGUAGUGUUACCAUGAGAGUGAAGAAUAAAUGUUCCAAGUCUGAUAGCGGCGAUUCUUGUGUAACCGAGGAGAGGUUGCGCAUAAUUAUAAAACAGGAAAUCACUGACACUAUUAAAUCCCUAGUAUCCGAACACCUAACCAACUUAAACCUUCAAGUAUCUGAGUUCCAGGAGUCCCUGUCGUUUAUCAGUAAACAGUACGAUGCACUAAUAAUGUCUGUUAACGAGAAAUCGGAAACAAUCAAUAAAUUGGUGUCCAAGAAUGAAAACUUAGCAUCACAGGUUAAAAACCUGACGGAUAGGCUGGUGCAGAUAGAGCAAAACAUGCGUGUUUGUAACGUGGAAAUUACCGGCAUUCCCGAACAUAAGUCGGAGAACCUCCUAAACACUGUAGAACAACUUGGAAGAAUUGUCGAGAGUCCUAUCGCUGAAUCUGAUAUACUGCAUGUAACAAGAAUUGCCAAAUUAAACAAGGAGAGUGAUCGUCCCCGUUCUGUCAUUGUAAAGCUUCGCAGUCAGCGACACCGCGAUGAACUGUUGGCUGCAGUGACGCGAUUCAAUAAAAAGAACAAAGAUAAUAAGCUCAGCACCGAACAUCUUGGACUCGGAGGACGUCGCGAACCCGUAUUCGUAUCUGAACACCUUACUCUCACAAAUAAACAGUUACAUGCCGCAGCCCGAAAGAAAGCCAAGGAGACUGGGUUCAAGUUUGUGUGGAUACGGGAUGGAAGAAUACUUGCGAGGAAAAACGAGCAAAGUCAUGCUAUUCACAUCAAAAACGACGAAAGCUUAAAAUUGUUGCUUUAG